This is a messenger RNA of Clupea harengus (Atlantic herring), 2992 nucleotides long. RefSeq lists its product as uncharacterized. Gene Ontology annotation, biological process: regulation of gene expression. Gene Ontology annotation, cellular component: nucleus. The record is from RefSeq and is a predicted model, not a curated record. Lineage: Eukaryota; Metazoa; Chordata; Actinopteri; Clupeiformes; Clupeidae.
UGUUAUUUAUUCUGUUUUAUUUGUAUUUAUAAUCUCGGAAUCAUUGAAAAUGAUGGCUAUCCUCUGUGUAUUCCCGAGAAAUUAAUAAAAGUUGAAUGAACAUCCGAGCCUGUAGAUGGCAACAAUGUACCCGUGUUGUGCUCUGCAUUGAGGUAGUCAUCGGUAGAUGAAGAAGGAAACAGGGUAGAGAAAGUGAAGCCUUGUGGACAAGAAAUAAGUAACCAGACUCAUUCUAAGUAACAUACGAUUGGUGUUUUAUAUUGUUUAAUCAGUGUGAUACAUGCCACAAUUGUUGGAACACGGUGUAGUUAAGCAACAAAAUAGUGGAUGUAGCUUGCAAUCAUAGUUAGCUUAGCAAGCAAGCAACCAACGUAUUCUUACUGUAGUGUGGAAAGAUGUCGGCUGUACAGUCGCACGUUGCUUUUAUUUUGGAUAACUUGGCCAAAAAGGCAGUUGCUGAAAUCAUUACGUUGUUUGAUAACACUUUUACUGCGUUUAUCGGAGAACUUUGUAAGAAACAGAAUGAAAUUGAUCAGCUGAAAAAGAAGUUGGAAUUACCACAGGCUGAUGUGAACGCGGUGGGAAGCACCGUGCAAGAGAAGCCUUCCGUGUUGUCCUAUGAUGAAACUUCAUUCAAUCGCCAAACGUCAAACGAAGAAGAGCCGAAAUCUGAUUGUUCCACGGUAGUCGUUCAGUGGGACUUUUCUGAUGAACAACAAUAUGAUUUUGAAGGAAUCACUGAUGAGGAAGAGUGGGAGGACACGCUAGCUGGACAGUCGGAGGAUCCUGUUGAUUGCACUAGAUCUGAGUAUGACGACAGUGAAUUAGGUGUGCUGGAGUUUGAACUGAAAGCAGCAGAGCUGGACAGCUUGACUGAAGAAGAGGAGUCGGCUACACUGGCGUUGACUCAUAGUCAGACCUCUGAUGUUCAACACCAUGAAAAUUCAUCAGUACCUGGAAAAAAAGAGGUUGGAAGUCCGAGAAAACUCCAUCAUUUAGCUGUGGCAGAGACCACAGAGACAACUACAUCAGAGACAAAAGAAGUUAGGAGUUUACCAGCUAAGAAAAAAAAAAGAAGAGGAACGAGAAAAAUAAAAGUAGCCUUCAACAAGACUUGCCCAGAGUGCAGACAGGCGUUUUAUCGGCCAACGGACUUAAAAAAACACCGUUUCAGUCACAAACAGAAACAACUACUGAGCUGUGAGUGGUGUGGAGUCACCUUUUGUUCCGAGGGCCAGAUGGUGACUCACGUUCGUAUUCAUACAGGAGAGAGGCCUUUCCACUGUGAUGUUUGUGAUAAGGGAUUUAUUACCAAAGGCCAGCGCAAAAUACACAUGUGGCACCACAAGUCAAAAGAAAAAGGUGAAUCUUGCAGCCUGUGUGGGGUAGACUCUACCGAAGCUCUUGAAGGCUACACACCGAGACGUUCCUCCAGAGCGGUACCAUGUGCUAAGUGCGGGAAGACCAAACCUGCCACUUGAGAAAGAUUUGAUGAGUUGGUUAUCCAUGACUCCAGUCACAAUUUAAUGUGUCAAAUGCCUAUUAUCGACUGAACAGAAAUGUUCGGUGUAUUACUGAGAAGCCUCAAUGAAUUAUGUGGACUACAUUUUGAUCUCUUAGUAAUUCCUUUGAUACAACUGGGUGACUGCUAAAUGGAUUUAUUUGCUAUACUCACUCACUCCUUUCUUUCUUUCUUUCUGUUUCAUUUACAGUUGUGUUAAUCAUAUUGACUGUGACCCCAAGUGAUCUCUUUUGUUUUCUACAACCCCCAAUCAGAAAUAGUUGGGACGGUAUGUUAAAUUAAAAUUAAAACUGUAAAUUCUCUUCGACCUGUAUUACAUUGAAAACAAUACAUCAGUACAUUAUUUGAUGUUUUACCUCGUGAAUUUUAUUGUUUUUCAAAAUAAACACUUAAUUCAAUUUCGAUUCUUGCAACAUAUUUCAAAGAAAGUUGGGACAGUGAAGACACCCAGUGAUGAAGCGUUUCAGGUGGAACUUUGUCCCAGUAUUCCUGCAAACAAGUCUUAAGGUGUGCAACGGUACGGAGUCUUCGUUGUCGCGUUUGGCAUUUCAAAAUGCGCCACACAUUAUCUAUUGGGGACAAGUCAGGACUGCAGGCAAGCCAGUUCAGCACCCGCACACUCUUCUUCCUCAGCCAUGCCUCUGAAAUGUGUGCAGAAUGUGUUUUUGCAUUGUCUUGUUGAUAUAUGCAUGGGCGUCUGGAUGACGUCUUGAAGGCAGCAUAUGUUGCUCCAAAAUCUCUAUGUACUUUUCGGCAUUAAUGGUUCCAUCACAGAAAUGUGAGUUACCUUUGCCAAGGGCACUGACACAACCCCAUACCAUGACAGACCCUGGCUUUUGGACUUCUUGCUGGUAACAGUCUAGAUGGUCCAUUUCUUCUUUGGUGCGGAGCACACAGCGUCUAUUUCUUCCAAAAAAGACCUGUAAUACUAAUUUGUCUGACCACAAUACAUGUUUCCACUGUGUGAUGGUCCAUCCCAGAUGCCUCCGAGCCCAGAGAAGUCAACGGCACUUCUGGACACGAUUAACAUAAGGCUUCCUUUUGGCACAGUACAGUUUUAACUGGCAUUUGUGGAUGUAACUACGUAUUGUAGUGCUUGACAAAGGUUUGCCAAAGUAAUCGUGUGCCCAUGUGGUUAUAUCGCUUAUAGAUGAAUGACGGUUCUUGAUGCAGUGCCGGCUGAGGGAUCGGAGAUCACGGUUUUCAGCUUAGGCUUGCGCCCUUGCCCUUUACGUACUGAAAUUCCUCCAGAUUCCUUGAAUAUUUUGAUUAUGUUAUGCACCGUGGAGGGUGAAAUAUCCAAAUCCCUUCCUAUCUUUCUUUGAGAAACAUUGUUUUUAAACAUUGCAAUAAUUUGCUCACGCAUUUGUUGGCAAAGCGGCGAUCCUCGAGCCAUCUUUGCUCCUAAAGCAGGGGUUUUCAACUGGUUUUGUCCCAGGGACCACCAUUCUGACUAGAAAGUAAUUUGCG